Messenger RNA from Acomys russatus (golden spiny mouse), 4220 nucleotides. Its product is annotated as KIAA0319 ortholog. Bases 300 to 3539 code for a protein of 1079 amino acids. The record is from RefSeq and is a predicted model, not a curated record. Gene Ontology annotation, biological process: negative regulation of dendrite development; neuron migration. Gene Ontology annotation, cellular component: cytoplasmic vesicle; plasma membrane. NCBI's taxonomy places the organism in Eukaryota, Metazoa, Chordata, Mammalia, Rodentia, Muridae. The transcript is spliced from 21 exons.
ACAGGCCAUCCCUAGGGGCGUGUGUGCGCGUGCGUGUGCGUCGCCCUGGUAACCCGGGAGGCGGAAAGGCGCUGAAUCACCAGCGCCCGCAGGCAGCGUCUGUGCAGCAGGAGGGCCAGGCAGGUGUCGCCAGCAGGUGCAUCUCGCAGGUGUCCCUACUGGACACCAGCUUCUGGGUGGUCAGGAGCACUGGAGAUCGCUGGAGAUGGAGUUCUAGAGGCCACAUCUGGCUCGUCAACCAUCAAAGGGAGCCUGUCCCAAAUCCACUGCCUAGAAGGCCUCAUCCUGAGUGAGGCAGAAUGGUGUCCCCAACAGGAGCACUGUCUUCAUGGCUGCUGCUGGCUGCCAUCACAGGUGGCAGCUCUCAGCAGUGCAGCGAGGGGAGGACUUACUCCAGUUCCAUCAUUUCACCCAGCCUGGAAACCGUUAGAAUCAUGCGGGUAUCACAAACCUUUUCCGUGGGAGUCUGCACAGCCGCUUGCUGUGACCUGCCUAGCUGUGACCUGGCCUGGUGGUUUGAGGGUAGCUGCUACCUGGUGAGCUGCCUGCGCCAGGAGAACUGCGAGCCUAGGACCACAGGCGCCAUCCGGUCUUACCUCACUUUUGUGCACAGACCUCUCCAGAGGCCCGAGCUGAACUACGGAGAUAUGAUGCUGGGCAGGGGGUUCCCCUCAGGAGCUUGGGGAGAUUCCCUUGAGGACCUCAAGAGGGACUUGCCCUUUCUAGGCAAAGACAGGGGACCAGAGGAGACUGCUGAGUACCCAGAUGAAUUCAAGGAACUGGAGCAGGGCCUCUUGGAGCCCUCCAAUCAACAGGACCCCAGAAGCAGCGAGGAGUACCCGGACUGGAGCUUGUUGCCAGGCAACGAGGGAGGUUUCAAUGCCUCGGCUGCAGGAGACAGCUCAGCAGCUUCCACGGAGAAGCUACAGGACACCAUGUCACACCCUCUGGACCAGGAGCACCUGCAGGCCCUGAAGGAGUCGACUUGGUCCCCCACGCCCACACACUCCGCAGAGAGCAGUGUGUGGCCCACUUCUGUGACUGCUUUACCUGCAGGAGUGGGGCUGGAUGGAGAGGAGACGUUACAGCUCGGAGGGCAACCGAGCAAUACCUCUGGAAAAGAGGUUCUAGUGCCUUCCCAUAAUCCUUCCCAUGCCAGCCUGGAGUCCAGCCCAGCCACGAUGGAGAAAAGUUCCAUUUCCACAGUCACUUCAUGGAAUACAGAAGGCAGCACCCCAACAUUUCCCACCAGUACAGUCCUCCCUGGGCUAACCCCACCAGCAUGGCCCGUGUCACCUACAACCUCCAGGACAGUUGAGGCGCUUGCCGUGUCUGUUGGAGGUAACCUAGUUAUAACCUUACCGGACGAUGAAGCAGAACUGAAGGCCUUCGUUGAGCCAGCGCCCCCUGCAGACACAGCUUACAGCUAUGAAUGGCGUUUACUGAGCCACCCUGUAGCCUUCCGAGGUCAAAUCAAACAGGAGAACAGGCCGACUCUUCACCUCUCUCAAUUGUCUGUGGGACUCUAUGCCUUCAGAGUGGCUGUUUCUAGUGAGAAUGCAUUUGGAGAAGGAUAUGUCAAUGUUACUGUGAUGCCAGCUGCAAGAGUCAACCAGCCACCCGUAGCUGUUGUUUCUCCCAAGACACAAGAGUUCACUGUGCCUUUGAUCUCAGCCCUGAUUGAUGGCAGCCAAAGUACAGAUGAUACUAAAAUAGUGAGUUACCACUGGCAAGAAGUUGACGGGCCCUUCCUAGCAGAGGUGUUUCCAGCUGAUGCCCCAGUCUUACGACUGUCGAACCUAGAUCCUGGUAACUACACUUUUAGAUUGACCGUCACAGACUCGGAUGGCGCUAUUAACUCCACCACUGCAACCCUCAUCAUCCAUGGUCCAGUGGACUACCCACCUGUUGCCAAUGCAGGGCCAAAUCAGACCAUAACCUUGCCCCAAAACACCAUCACUCUGAAUGGAAACCAGAGCAGCGAUGAUCACCAGAUUGUCCUGUAUGAGUGGUCCCCAGGCCCUGGCGGUGAGAGCAAAGAGAUGGGCAUGCAGGCAAUGCAGACCCCAUACCUUCACUUGUCUGAGCUGCAGGAAGGAGAGUACACAUUUCAGCUGAUGGUGACGGAUUCCUCGGGACAACAAUCUACCACUUUGGUCACUGUGACUGUCCAGGCUGAAAGCAACCAGGCUCCGGUAGCUGUGGCGGGCCCCAGUAAGGAACUGUUCUUGCCGGUGCAGAGUACUACACUGGACGGGAGCAGGAGCAGUGAUGACCAUGGCAUCGUCUGCUACCACUGGGAGCACAUCAGAGGCCCCAGUGCAGUGGAGAUGGAGGACGUGGACAAAGCCAUUGCCACCGUCCGUGGCCUUCAGCUGGGUACCUACCACUUCCGUUUAACUGUGAGAGACCGGCAGGGCCUGAGCAGCACAUCCACCCUCACUGUGGCUGUGAAGAAGGAAAAUAACAGUCCUCCCAGAGCCCAGGCUGGUGGCAGACAUGUCCUUAUACUUCCCAAUAAUUCCAUUACUUUGGAUGGUUCAAGGUCUACCGAUGACCGAGGAAUUGUGUCCUAUCUGUGGAUCCGGGAUGGCCAGAGUCCAGCCGCUGGAGAUGUCAUCGGAGGCUCUGACAACGGGCCAGCCCUGCAGCUCACCAAUCUGGUGGAAGGAGUCUACACUUUUCACUUGCUGGUCACUGACAGUCAGGGGGCCUCGGACUCAGACAUGGCCACUGUGGAGGUCCUGCCAGACCCCAAGAAGGAUGGGCUGGUGGAGCUGAUCCUUCAGGUUGGUGUUGAGCAGCUGACUGAGCAGCAGAAGGGAACCCUGGUGAGGCAGCUGGCUGUGCUUCUGAACGUGCUAGACUCAGACGUGAAGGUGUUGAAGAUCCAGGCGCACACGGACGUCAGCACUGCGAUUAUAUUUUACGUACAGACUGGGCCACCUUCCAAUGUUCUUAAAGCUGCUGCUGUGGCCCGGAAUCUGCACAAGCGGCUUUCAGAGGAGAAGGCAGCCUUCCUUCAUUUCAAGGUCUUGAGGAUAGAUACAGCAGGAUGCCUUCUCAAGUGCUCAGGUCAUGGUCACUGCGACCCCAUCACAAAGCACUGUGUUUGCUCCCCGCUGUGGACCGAGAACCUCAUACAGCGUUAUACGUGGGAUGGCGAGAGCAACUGUGAGUGGAGUGUAUUCUUCGUGGCAGUGCUGGCGUUGACCCUGACAGUGCUAACUGGAGCUGUGACUUGGCUGUGCAUCCGCUGCUGCAGGAGACGGAAAAGGACUAAGAUAAAGAAGAAAACAAAGUAUACCAUCCUUGACAAUAUGGACGAACAGGAAAGAAUGGAGCUGAGGCCCAAAUACGGUAUCAAGCACCGGAGCACGGAGCACAACUCCAGCCUGAUGGUGUCAGAGUCUGAGUUUGAAAGCGACCAGGACACACUGUUCAGCCGGGAGAGGAUGGAGAGAGGGGUCUUCAAGGGUUCCGCGAAUGGCUCUGCCAGAAAUGGUCCUUCCUUCAGUUACUUCUCCAAGGACAGAUAACAGGCUGCUGUGGAGGCACCUGGGAGCCUGGGGCUCAGUACCGGGCAGUGAGAGUUAAAACACAAAGCUGACCCCUGCUUGGCACAGUGCAUCAUCAACCCUCUGGGGGGCCUUGCUCUGUGCUCUAUGUAUUGACUAGAAGACCCAGGUUCUUGGAACUUUCAAGACACACACACACAAUACUGCUUAUUCAACUGAUGUUCAGUAAUAGAGAAAGGGGAGCAUAAAGCUUCUGCAGAGUGAACUGGAACGUUCUGUGUCUCUGUGGUGGACACUUCAUUAUAGUUAUUGCCCAGAGUGAAAUCAGACUAAUACCUGUUUCUAUGUAUAUAGCCCCCCAGGAAAGACAAGUUCAGGAGGGUUGAUGUCCAUAGAAGCUGUGAUUGCCUUUAAGAACUUUCCAGAAGCGGCUUCUCAGAGGACCUGCAGGGUGAGCUCACAGUUCAUCUAAGAGGCAGGGACCAUCUGUGUGCAAUGUCCUGCGCUGACCAUGGUGUCCAUGAUGCCAUCAGCUGCUGCCUAGGCCAGAAGUCCAGGAGCUGAGGAAGAGUCAGAGUGUAAGGACAGGAGGGGGCUAAAGACUUGCAGGCUAAAUGUUGACAUCUGCCUUUACCAUUCUUUUCACUCUCUCUCUAAGAAAAAGAAACCAGAGUAGGGCUUCUUUCAGCCCCAGUAGACAUU